Brienomyrus brachyistius is the source of this 5743-nucleotide messenger RNA. Its product is annotated as glutathione hydrolase 1 proenzyme-like. Gene Ontology annotation, molecular function: glutathione gamma-glutamate hydrolase. The record is from RefSeq and is a predicted model, not a curated record. The transcript is spliced from 13 exons. Bases 1991 to 3742 code for a protein of 583 amino acids. Gene Ontology annotation, biological process: glutathione catabolic process; regulation of immune system process; peptide modification. Lineage: Eukaryota; Metazoa; Chordata; Actinopteri; Osteoglossiformes; Mormyridae. Gene Ontology annotation, cellular component: plasma membrane.
ACAACUGUCAACCCGAACAUGGUGAGGACUGAAGUGUGGUGUUUCCGAAAAUGUAGCACUUCUCAGAUAUUGGCACGCUUUCGGGCUCCUGUCUUGAUGAGAAGGAAAACAUUCUUAAGUGACUGAAAAUUUUCUGACAGGUCACUGGCAGGCUAAUAUUUGGUGAAACAUUACAAACUCCAAAGGGAGAGUAAAUAGAAACUCACAGAAAAAUAUUUUUAUGGGGGGGGGGAUCAUGUCUGAAAAUAAAUAAUGCUGAGGAUGUAAUGGACUUGUGCUGGAGAUAAAGCUCAGCCACUAUCCUAUUCAAGUAAUUUCAGACUACAUGCCAGACUACGUUUUUGACUGAAGUAGCCCAGCUAGUAGCAAAAAUAUAUUGCUAAAUUAUUAAUGAAGUUUCACCCCUGCAGAGGACCUAUACGUUAUUCCCUGAAUGCAAAAAAGGAUGAUUUAAAGCACUUCAUCUUCAUUUAUUCAACUUACCCUUUUCUCCAAAGAGACUUGCAUUUUUUAUGAAUUCAUACGGUUGGAUGUUUUGCUAGAGCAGGUCAGGUUAAGUAUUGACCUUGUCCUAAGCCACUCCAGCCCCUAUUGCCCUGCACGCCUCGCUUUAAAACCAUGUGAUGCCUGUUUUGUUGAGCUCUGUUCAUUCAUUCCAUGAUGAAUAUAUAGGUCAGUUGUUAAUGUCUCAUCUUCUAGUGACAUAUUUUGGAUUUUUCUUCACCCUAAACCAUGCUGUAUGAAUUCUCAGGACUGGGUUAGGUGUUAAACUCAUUUCAUACUCAUUUGGGCCACAUUACGUGAGCGUGGGCAGAGCACAGGGCUGCCAGGAGAAGCAUGUAGUGAUUAACCAGGGAGUCGCCUCAGACUGCAUCUCCAGGCAGGUGCCUCAUGAUUUAAUAUGACCCUGUUAGUCCAUAUAUGACCCCCCUUUGUCCAGGGACAACGUAUGACUUGCAAACAUGGUAUAAUUACAGCUGUGGCUGAGGCUAGUGUUGCAGUUCCGUGAGGAUAACAAGCGUCAUCCAAGUGAAUCGGUCUGGUCUUCAGCGGAGGCUGUAUGGCCACUGGCAGGAACAACGGGGAAUGUUCGUCAGUCUGGUCUAGCCUUCGGCGAACAUGUCUCAACAUGAGCUGAGGUUCACAGGAGGCUCGUACGGAGAACCAAAUGGCGUAAUGGUGCCCACGGUUCUGUAUCGCAAACAGAGCCAAGAGGAACACCCCGGUGGACGUCUGAGAGUGUGGAAAGAAAAUCUGACAUUGCUGAACGCGGUUAGUCUGCAGACGCGGAAGAGAGAUCAGACCUUGGAGAUGGACAGCAGAGAAGGGGGGGAGGAAGAAACUGCCUGAUUCGAAGCUGCCCCAACUGGUGCACAAAGAGCUGCAGUUAUAAAGUAUUCGCAGUAGGCCAUAUGCAGUGUGUUAUGCGGUAGUACAAAUAUAUAAGCAGUUGUCACGUUAAUCGUAUGUUAACCAUGUAUUUACAGUGACUCAAUGACAGUACGUCAAUACAAUACGUCAAUCAUAUUAAUCAAAGGAUAACCAAGUAUUUACAGUGAUUCAAUGUCAAUAUAAUCAAUAUCUUUAUUCAUAUCUCAAGUAGGAGCCUAGCAGUCGAGACAUGUUUUGGUUAAAAUGAGCAAAAUGCGUGGAUAUACCUUGCUACCACGGUGAACCAAUUGGGCAGGAGAAUUGUGUUUGUUAUACGUUUGAGCUCGGUUUGUUUUUUUGUUAUGUGACCAAUCGGGACUUAUCUGGAAUUGGGAGUUAUGGUUUUUCAACUGGUUGCUGUUUGUGCUCGGGUUACUUGGUACCUGGUGCAAGAGUGUGACGGGAGCGCUUUGCUGGAUCGCUCGAGUAAAAGAGAUUGCUCACCUACUGAGACGUCCGGAGUUUUAUUCUAAGUGGCUUAACUAGAGUUAUUAGACAGGAGAUUUAUCAUUUUUCUAUCUCAAGAGAGGUGGAGUGUUUGUGUGUGACAGAUGCUUCCAUGCGUGGUGGUAGGAAAAUGGUCCGGAAGACGAUUGUGAUUUCUCUGCUGGCGUUACUGGUGGCAACAGUGUGCAUCUUCCUGGGGGUGUUCUAUGGUGUUGGCCGCCGGAAACCUCCUGCUGGGGCCCCAGAUGACAAGCACUCCUUCAGCAGGGCCGCAGUGGCGGCAGAUGCAGGGCCGUGCUCAGAGAUUGGGAGGGACAUUUUGAAGAAGGGGGGUUCUGCUGUGGAUGCCUCUAUCGCCGCCCUGCUGUGUGUGGGGCUCAUGAACGCCCAAAGCAUGGGGAUUGGGGGGGGGCUGUUUUUCACCAUCUACAACGGUACUACAGGAAAGGUGGAAAUCAUCGACGCGAGAGAGACGGCACCUUUGAACGCAUCUGAAGACAUGUACAGUGGUAAAGAACAGCUGUCGAGUAAAGGUGGUCUGGCAAUUGCCGUCCCGGGGGAGAUCCGGGGCUAUGAGCUGGCUCACCGCCGGCAUGGCCACCUGCCCUGGAAGGAUCUGUUCGAGCCCAGCAUACGUCUGGCUCGCGAAGGGUUCCCCAUCAGCAAUGCGCUGGCCUCAGCCAUCGAGAAAAACAAGGACACUAUCCAGGGAGACGCAGCCUUGUGCGACGUGUUCUGCGAUGCAAACAAGCGUCCCCUAAAGGAGAACGAAACCAUUCGGUUUCUCACCCUCGCAGACACCUAUGAAAGAAUAGCCAUGGAGGGACCUGACGUGUAUUACACUGGGAAAAUGGCAGAGGAUAUCGUGAAGGACAUUCAGGAUGCAGGGGGCAUCAUCACACUGGAGGACCUGCAGACCUACCGACCACAGCUAGAUGAAAGCCCUCUGAAAGUAGAAGUGGGGCAGUACACCAUGUGGGUCCCCAGUGCCCCGUCCAGUGGCCCAGUCCUCGCCCUUAUACUUAACAUCCUGAAAGGCUAUAACUUCACGGCCGCGAGUGUCUCUGACACAGAGACGAAGACCCUAACCUACCACCGCAUUGUGGAAGCCUUUCGCUUCGCCUACGGCAAGAGGAGCAAUUUGGGGGAUCCUCGUUACCUGAACAUCACCAAUCUCAUCGCUAACAUGACCUCAGAGGAGUUUGCUGAAAACCUUCGCAACAAGAUCACUGACAACACAACCCACCCCGAAAGCUACUACGAGCCUGACUACUACGUCCCCAGCAGCCAGGGCACGGCCCACCUCUCCGUCGUGGCAGAGGAUGGCAGUGCUGUGGCAGCUACUAGCACCAUCAACCACUAUUUUGGUUCUAAGGUUCUGUCCCGGAGGACUGGUAUCCUCUUCAAUAACGAGAUGGACGACUUCAGCUCUCCCAACAUCACUAACGGCUUUGGAGUGGAUCCCUCACCCAACAACUACAUCCAUCCAGGUAAAAGGCCUCUGUCCUCCAUGUGCCCAACAAUCCUCACAGACAAGGGAGGAAAGGUCAAAAUGGUGGUGGGAGGUUCUGGUGGGACCAAGAUCACAACGGCGACAGCCCUGGUGAUCCUCAACUCGCUGUUUUUUAAUUACGACCUGAGGAAGGCGGUGAAGGAGCCAAGGAUCCACAACCAGCUCCGCCCCAACACCACUGUAGUAGAGGCAGGCUUUAGUCAGAGUGUGCUGGAUGGAUUGGCAAAGAAAAACCACGUGAUCGAAGUUCUGAACAUGGGCGGGUCUGUGGUGCAGGCCAUACUGAGGAGGGGGAAUCUGCUUGACGCCGAGUCGGACCCCAGGAAGAUGGGCUAUCCGGCGGGGUACUGAGGGAAGAGGAAGCCCCCUUGUAUGACCCUCUUUCUUUGUCCUCUUCAAUCCAUGUGAUCGCAGCUGCGUUGCAUUUUCCGGAUCCUUUUAUGGGAAAGUAUCAGGUGUCAAAGAAUUUAAAUUAAUAUUUAUUUACAUCCCUGGGAAAAGACAGUGACAUACUGAGCCAUAUGACUCCUCCAAAGGUUUAAUUAAUAUAUUUAAUACUGAUAUGAUGUAUUUUGAUUCAGUUAGGAGACAGACUGGACUAGCUGCACAGAUGGGCCAGGCUGGGCCUGGACCACCCAAUCAGAAGCUUAGCCCACCCCAACGCCAGAAAAUGCUGACCAGUCACAUUUUCGAUUGUUGUGCAGAAGAAGGCAGCAAAUCAAAAUGUGUGUUUUCCCUCAAUCCCCUCCCCCUGGCACCUCUGGCUAGGAGCUUUGUCUGCAGUUCUAAUUUUAAAAUGUGGGUGUGUGUUUAUUUUACAUCGUUCUGUAGUUCCCCUUAUCUUUUCUAAUUUGCUGUUCCCUUCAGCUGGGGAACUUGGUGGGACUAGAAGCCCAGACAUGACUUAUGUCAUUAGCAGAAAAUAAUUUAGAAUUCCACGUCCACCCACCCACCGUCCAUCAAUUCCGUCUUGCAUAAUGCUUUAUACAAUGCAUUGUCGCGCUUCAUGCCAAACUGCAUUUCAACAAUGGUUUCAGCUGCAGGUUUCUCAGCAUGUAAGCAAUGCCACUGGAAGGAAACACGGCCCUGGCAGUACGCGCAAGCUGUGAGCCAAGACCGGAGUUUAAUGCAGGUUAUGGUCCCAGCCGCAGUCUCGCUUGCACGUGUCCCACCGUUUCUGUGGAAGUACUUUUUUUGUUGUUGUUGAGGUCCACCAAAGGGGAGACCCUCCGUUGCUGGGGCGUGGAAUCAUUAGCGAGAGGCACAGACGACAUCGCCCUUCCCUGGCUUAGUCCUCUGCGUUUCCAUCUGUGUCUCCUGUUGUUCUAUACGGUUCCCUUUACAAGGGCGCUUGCAAAACGUUUUAAUGAUACUGAAACAAGAUAAAGCCACAACAAACAAUCUGCUUAGAUGUACUGUACACAGCCCUGUUUGUAUUGUAUAAAAACCACCCAGGUGGCUUCCCAGACCAGUCCCCCCCCCACCCCCAAAAAAAAAGACCCGAAAUGGCCUGUAUGUGCUUCGUGGGGUCCGUGUGAUCACCCUUUGUCUGUGUUUUUUCUUUGUAUUGUUCUGCUCUGUUUAUAUUUUGUUGUAAACUCCUCAUCAGUGUGUGUGCUCAUCCGUAACUCAAUUAUUGCAUUUUACCCCAAAAUCAAUACCGACUGCUAAUACGAUACCAUAGCUUGUCUCUGCAAAAUCCGAAUCACGGUCCACAGCUUUACUGCGGAAGAGGCGGAUCGUUACAGCAUUCACAGUAUUCCUACUGCUCGCAAAAAAAAAAACGUAUGGAAGUGAGAUGAAACCAUUCAUUUUGAUUUGCUGGUUGUGCUGGUUUGAGACACAGUGCUGCACAGAUUUAAAACAGCCUCAAGCAUGUUGCAUUAAUUGCCUGUUUGCAUUUCUUGUUGGGAUAAGCGCAGCUUAAAUGUUAACAGCACUUCAAGAAGCAGGUAAAUUCAGUUUCCGUAAGAAGCCUUUUACUCAUCCAGGUUUUCUGAAGACUCAGCAAUAGUCCCUUAGGUGUGGAGAACGCGGAACUCUUCUGUUGAAAACAAUGCACACAUGCAGGCAUGAUUAAUCUGAAAGAGGCAUGAAACAAGUAAUCUGGUUAAUCACUGAACAAAGUGCUGUCAUACCAUUGUUUCUGCCCUGUUCCCAUACCUAAGUCCCAGUGUUGGAUUUCCCACAAGGGUUUAUAAGCUAGGGACUUUCCGACCAUUUAGCUUAAUUAAGGAAACAUGUUGGAUGCAUGACAAAACCUUUCAAUAUCAAACAGCCAGUCUGGUUCUCCUUUGGAUGACCACCAAAUCUUCCUCCAGCUACCCAACUGUUCUGCCAGUUCACUGAAAA